Copidosoma floridanum is the source of this 739-nucleotide messenger RNA. It is a transcript of the gene Srp19, whose product is annotated as signal recognition particle 19. Gene Ontology annotation, biological process: SRP-dependent cotranslational protein targeting to membrane; SRP-dependent cotranslational protein targeting to membrane, signal sequence recognition. The record is from RefSeq and is a predicted model, not a curated record. Lineage: Eukaryota; Metazoa; Arthropoda; Insecta; Hymenoptera; Encyrtidae. Gene Ontology annotation, cellular component: signal recognition particle, endoplasmic reticulum targeting. Gene Ontology annotation, molecular function: 7S RNA binding.
UUUUGAUAGCGAUCGCGGAGUGUAAACAUGGUUUGGGAUCCGACGAAAAAGCACAACGAAAUGGAAAGAUGGAUCUGCAUCUAUCCAGUGUACAUCAACAGCAAAAGGAGCCUAGCGGAAGGUCGCAAAAUGCCACUGAGCAAGUGCGUGGAGAAUCCAACUCACCAGGAGAUCCGUGACAUUCUCGUCAGUGCUCGCAUGAACGUCGGCGUGGAGAACAAAUUGCAUCCCAAGGAGCGCAGCAAGGAGCUCCUCUAUCGCGGACGCAUUCGCGUACAGCUGAAAAUGGAAGAUGGCACUCCGUUCAAUCCGGACUAUCCGACCAGAAAUUCUCUUUUGGAGUACAUAGGCACUAGCAUUCCGAAGCUCAAGACUAGGCAGGGAAAGCAGUCGGGUGGAGAACAGCAACAGCAGCAACAGAGCUCGUCGAGUGGCUCUAAAAAGGGAAAGGGCAAGGGGCGCAGAUAAUGUUGUCAAAAGUGAACGGAAAGUUGUUCAGUGAAAGGAUUUUCCAUGAUUGCAGCUAGUGUUUUUUAUACUGUGAUUCAUAAUAUAUAUGUCAAUAUAAACUAGUGCAAAUCUCUUCUUACUUUCACUACUCUUCAGUUUAAUGUUACAUUAGUUUCAAGUACUUUUUUUUUUUACUUAUUAAUUUUUAAAGAGACAGUUUGAAGUAAAGAUUUGAUGGUUGUUACAAGAAAAAAAAAAUAAAAAAACCAGGAUUAUUUGUAUAAAUUUA